CACGAGUACGCUCCUAUCUACUUGCAAGAUGCCCCUGCUGCUGCACUGCAUGACGACGGUGCUCUUGGCCAUAAGCCUCUUAGUCCGCGGCGGCGCCGCUGACAGGGUCCCGGCGGUGAUCGUGUUCGGCGACUCGACGGCCGACACCGGCAACAACAACUUCAUACAGACACUCCUCCGGGGCAACUACACGCCCUACGGCCGGGACUUUGCCGGUGGGGUCGCCACCGGCCGCUUCUCCAACGGCCGCCUCGCCGUGGACUAUGUCUCCCAGGCGCUCGGCCUGCCGCCUGUCGUGCCGGCGUACCUCGACCCUGGCCACAGCAUCCACCGGCUGGGGUCGGGUGUGAGCUUCGCCUCGGCGGGUAGUGGGCUGGACGAUAUAACGGCGCAAAUCUUUUCAGCAGUGACCCUGACUCAGCAGAUCGAGCACUUCAAGGAGUACAAGGAGAAGCUUGCUCGCGCCAAGGGCGACGCGGCCGCCAGCCACGCCAUCGCCCGUUCACUCUACCUCUUGAGCGUCGGCGCCACCGACUUGCUGGCCAACUACCUCCUCUUCCCCAUCAGGCGCUACCGCUUCACCCUACCGGAGUACGAGGAGUACCUCGUAGGCGCCGCGGAGGCGGCGGUGCGCGCCAUAUACGGCCUCGGCGCGCGGCGGGUCCGGAUCCCCGGGCUGCCGCCGCUGGGGUGCCUGCCGCUGCAGCGGACCGUCAACCCCGCCAGGCCCGGGGACUGCAACAAGUGGCACAACAUGGUGGCGCGGAGCUUCAACCGCAGGCUCAGGGCGAUGGUGUGGAGGCUCAACCGCGACCUGCCGGAGGCGCGGGUGGUGUACGUGGACCAGUACCGGCUCCUGGGGGACAUGAUCGCCAAGCCUUGGGUGUACGGUUUUGAGAAUUCAGUGCGAGGAUGCUGUGGUACAGGAUACGUUGAGACAGGAGUGUUGUGCAGCCUGGACAAUGCACUGACAUGCGAGGAUGCUGAUAAAUACGUGUUCUUUGAUGCGGUCCAUCCAUCAGAAAGAGCCUACAAGAUCAUAGCCAAUGCAAUUGUACAUGCCGCAUCGCACGGACUCAAGUAGCGACACCAUCUCAUUUCGGCAAAUUUGCCAAGCAAAUGUUGGCUUAUUUGAAUUCUACAUCAUAAUCCAAUUUAGGAAAUGAUUCUGGGUUAGCAAUGUAGAAAGUACACAUUACACAGUUUGUGUUGUGCCGUCUAGUAUCAUAGUGUAUAAUACUAUUCCCUUCAUUUUAAAUGGUAAGUUAUUUUAGUUUUUCUA
This is a messenger RNA of Setaria italica (foxtail millet), 1282 nucleotides long. RefSeq names its product GDSL esterase/lipase At2g42990. Gene Ontology annotation, molecular function: hydrolase activity, acting on ester bonds. The transcript has 3 exons. Lineage: Eukaryota; Viridiplantae; Streptophyta; Magnoliopsida; Poales; Poaceae. The coding region runs from base 29 to 1084 and encodes 351 amino acids. The record is from RefSeq and is a predicted model, not a curated record.